AUGAAGAACGACGUAACAUCGAUGUUUUGCGUUCCAACAUUGAUGUUUAUGAACGAUAUAUCGAUGUUUGAAAAACAUCAAUGUAUCUCUACAGUAGUAUUACUUUACUCUAUGGUCAUGAUGGAUGCCAACUUGGGAAUUUUCUUCCUAAAUUUAGGAAGAAAAAAUGUACAUUGGAAGUUUUUUUGGAGAUUAGAUAAUAAAGAGUUACAGCAAAAGUACCAAGAUGUGAUUAUGGAUUUUAGUUACUUUAAAAUCUCUGAUGAUCAAGAGAAAAAAAUAAAUGCUAAUGGGAAACUUCAAGACAUGGAUGAUGAUCUGAAGGAAAAAUAUUUGGAAUUAAUAACUAGGUUUUAUUUGUUAUUUGAGAACAUUUAUCAAUAUAUAGUUGAUUUAAAUACCUUUGUGGACCAGUUAAAUGAUGGAGCAUUUAUUCAACAAACAAUUGAUAGUGUUAUGAAAGAUGUAGAAGGAAAACAGCUAUUGUGUGAAUCUGCCUACCUAUACGGAUCAAUGCUUUUACUAUGUGAUUUAUACAUUCCCGGACAAGUCAGAGAAAGACUAUUGGUUGCCUUUUAUCGGUACAGCACUAGCCAAUCCCAAUCAAAUGUAGACGAUGUUUGUAAACUGUUACGUGAUACUGGCUAUGACCAACAACAUGCAAGGAAACCACUAGAAUAUCCUGUUGAAUUGUUCAGUCGUGUCCCGAUUCAACCUGAGUUUGUAGACAAAGUUGUGGAAAUGGUUUUCCAUAUUGUUGAGAAGAUUAUCGAUUUACAAACCUGGUCAAUAAAAGAAGUCCCUACUAGAAUAGAAAAGGAGAAACUAAGGGAAUAUGCUCAGCUUGAACACAGAAUGGAAGUGGCGAAGCUCACCCACUCUGCCUCUACUUUUACUACCGGGAUUUUAGAUAUGCGAUCUACGUUAGUAGGUGUCAUACGAGUUGACCCAGCAGAACUGCUUGAGGAAGGAUUGUUGAGAGAAUUAGACACGCAUAUAAGUAAAAAGUUUAAUGAAUUCCUAGAACCCCAAGUAAAGAAGCCAGGUCAUUUAAUUUCUCGCCUGCAGAAAUUAGCAGAAAGCAUGGACGGUUACAAGAGAUCAUUAGAAUAUAUACAAGAUUACAUAAAUAUUCAUGGUCUACGAAUUUGGCAAAAACAGGUUUCUGCUAUUAUUACUGAGAAUGUUAAUAAAGAAAUCAGUUUACGUAAGGGGGUUUCUUUAUACGGGCCUUCGGCAGGUUUCAUGGGCUUUUUAGCCCGACAAAUAGCGCAGCUUACAGAUUCCAGAGUAUCGACUUAUAUAAAUAUUUGCACGGCGUGGUUCGACGUUAAAACACAAAAGGAAGUCGUGAACACUAAGACGUUCGCAAAAUUAAAUGAAGCAAUAGGCGUGGUAGGACUCCAUGGGUUGGACACACUAUAUGCUUUCAUGAUAAAAAAUCAACUGCAAAACUUUCAAGCAAUACUUAGGAAUCCUCAAGAGAAAGUCGUAAUUGCAAACGUCAACUUGGACACAAAAGAUAUUGAACAAGUCACUUCCAAGUGUACGAAAACAAUUCAACAGAUAACCGAUGUGCUUUUACUUGUCGGAGGGCUGCAACUUUUGAGGAAACAUCUGUCAUACCAAUUAAAUACAUCUUGUAAAUUUGACUCGGCAAAUUUGGAAGCAUCGUUGAGAACGAUGAAUGAAGCAUUAAUAAAUGUAUUAAAAGCAAAAAGGUCCGAUCUGAAGUCUAUGCCGUUAGCUCUUAUCCACGAUCUAGAAGAGUACCUAGUCCGGUGUGGAAUAAAUGAACCAUUUCAAAAGGUCUACGUAAAACGGCCACAUGAAUUUUCAAAUUCGGACAUGGGUCGCUUUUUGGCAGUUGUCCUGAUAUCACAGUUAUCAAAACUUCAAAUAUGCUACACCACAGGUGACCUUAUUACUAAAAAACCGGGUGAGAAUAUUGAUGGUUUUCCUCUAUUGGUUGGGACAUACACAUUACUACAUCAAAGCAGUGCGGGAAGUAAAGAAGUAUUUAUCGAUACUUUAUGUCAAUACGCUAAAGUGGCAGCACUGGCGAAGUUGAAAUCCUCCGAAGUAUUACAGGACAGCGCAUUUAUAGUCAGAAUGUUACAGCUGUUUUGCGAAACAUUUAAUUACAAAUUUGAGAAACUGGAAGAAAAAUUGCCGCUAGCGCUAAUAAGUUCUAUACCACAAAAA
This is a messenger RNA of Iphiclides podalirius (scarce swallowtail), 2205 nucleotides long. NCBI's taxonomy places the organism in Eukaryota, Metazoa, Arthropoda, Insecta, Lepidoptera, Papilionidae. The record is from the annotation of a GenBank genome assembly.